Messenger RNA from Argentina anserina (silverweed cinquefoil), 2164 nucleotides. RefSeq lists its product as uncharacterized. The coding region runs from base 63 to 1832 and encodes 589 amino acids. Gene Ontology annotation, molecular function: alpha-1,4-glucan glucosyltransferase (UDP-glucose donor) activity. NCBI's taxonomy places the organism in Eukaryota, Viridiplantae, Streptophyta, Magnoliopsida, Rosales, Rosaceae. The record is from RefSeq and is a predicted model, not a curated record. The transcript is spliced from 15 exons.
AGUAGCAGUUGCUUGCUUCUUUUGAAGAUUCAGACUUCAGAGAGGCUUGGUGAGUGUGUAAAAUGGGUACCAUGGACUACUUGGCAAACCUACUCUCUGCUUCAACAACACUACUAGUCUGGAAUCCCAGGAAGCUACUCAAGCCCCACAGCUUUAAACGAUUCAAGAUUCAAGCUCAAACUCACCGCCCAUCACAGAUCGGCAUUGCAAAGCCAAGAGAUGAUAUUCAGGGAUUUGUUUGGCCUUCUCCAACUGAUGAGAUCCCAUUUUGGAAGAAGCAGUUUCCUUCUUGGGAUGCGAACUCGGAACUUCCCUCCGAACAAACCAAGGACUCCAAACUCAUGGACAUUGUUCAUGUUACAGCUGAAAUGGCACCAAUUGCCAAAGUUGGUGGUCUUGGUGAUGUUGUAACUGGACUGGCUCGAGCAUGUUUAUCACGUGGCCACACUGUGCAUAUAAUGCUUCCUUUCUACGCUUGUAUCCACAAGCAUCACAUCAAUAACUUGACGUUAAUCACAACAUAUAACUCUUAUCAUGAUGGAAACUGGAUCCCCACUAAUGCAUAUCACGGGGUGGUUUCAGGAAUCCCGGUUAUAUUUAUUGAACCAUCUUGUCACUUCUUUAAGGGGCUUCAGGUGUAUGGGGGUUCAUACGAUGAGCUGGAGGCAUAUAUGUUCUUUAGUCGUGCUUGCCUUGAGUGGAUGCAGCAGGUGACUGGAACACAACCUGAUAUCAUUCAUGUCCAUGAGUGGCAAGCUGGUGCUUUACCCAUACUUUAUUGGGACAUGUAUCAUCAUCUUUCACUCAAGAAGCCAAGAAUAGUAUUGACAAUCCAUAACAUGGAGCACUACGGUGAAUGUAGACGAGAACAACUCAGCAUGUGUGGUCUUGAUGGAUCCCUCUAUGCAACCUUUGACAAGGCAGUUGAUGAUCGAACUGUUGGUCACAAUCCUGAAAGGUUAAGCUUGUUGAAAGGUGGAAUUGUCUACAGCAAUGCAGUAGUUACAGUUUCUCCAACAUAUCUCAAGGAGACACUCUGCUCUGGAUGGCUUUCAAGUACAUUGAUGAGAAAUCAUAAUAAGUACUUUGGUAUAGUAAAUGGAAUAGACACGACGUUGUGGAACCCUUCUACUGAUGUUUUCUUGCCUUCAAAUUUUGAUGUUCAAAACUCUGAAGGCAAGAAGUUCUGCAAAUACUAUGUUCAAAGGGGACUUGGUUUGGCCUCAGGCAAUCAUGUGACAGAUACUACUCUCAACGGGCCUUUGGUUGUCUGUAUUACUCGCUUAGUUGCACAAAAGGGUCUUCAUUUGAUUACUCAUGCGAUCAAGCAAGUUGAGGAACUAGGUGGACAGAUGGUUGUACUCGGAAAAGCCUCGGAUCACCGGGUUGAAAGAGAAUUCGAUGACCUUGCAAAUUCGCUUAACCAAGGUCGCAGCAUUCGGAUUUUAUUGAUGUAUAGUGAGGAGUUAUCCCACUUGCUUUAUGCUGCUGCAGACAUUGUUCUAGUUCCUUCAAUGUAUGAGCCUUGUGGACUGGCCCAACUGAUUGGCAUGCGUUAUGGGGCAGUGCCACUAGUUAGAAAGACUGGUGGUCUUGCGGAUACAGUCUUUGACAUGGAUGAUGAGUCAAAUCAUGAGAUGGCAAAUGGGUUUGUUUUUGAAGGAAUAGAUGAAGCUUCCCUGAAUUAUGCUCUAGCUCGCGCAUUUGCAUGCUAUAAAAACCAGCCAGGAGAGUGGAAUCGCAUUGUGAAGAAGGUAAUGAAGAUGGAUAACAGCUGGAACAACACGGCUGGCAAGUACGUUGUGAUUUAUGAAUCAGUUACAGCAUCAUGAAUCUCAUGAUGGCAAGUAUGUUUCUUAGCUACAGAAGCUUCAUCGCCAAUUUUCCAAAGCCUUUAGUAUGUGGUUAACCAAGCGCUUCCUACCAUCAGAAUCGAAGAGUGGGUACAAGGGACAGAAGGAUCUUCUUUAUAUAUUUCACUUGUAAAGAUCUAGAUGUAGUUCCACAAUCUGAAAACACUCACCAGAUAUUACUAAAAUGAUUGUCCAGGAUCCGAAAAUACACCCAUUAGUGUGCUUAUAAGAGCCAAUCAGGGCCAACACAUAAAUUUGAAUUAGAGGAAUUUCAAUGUGACUAUUGAGAGCAGAAUUAAAAAGUUUUUUUU